AUGGCGUUGACAACCCGGAUCUCCCUGACCGGGCCCGAGGCCACCGACCCAGAAGACUACUUCGGCGCCUCGCUGGGCGUCAUCUUCCCGGACGACGUGGCCAACCAGCACGGGGACGCCAAGCACGGCCUGCUCUACACCUCGCCGCACCUCCCGCACCCCUUACCGCUCGCCCUCGCCGACGUCCAGGCCGAGACCGACCGCACCCUUUUCAGCCACUACCUGUGGAACUCGUCCCUGCUCCUGGCCGAGCUGAUCGAGGCCGGCACGCUCGGGGUCGACCUAUCAUUAGACUCGAGCAUCGCACCGGCUGUUGGCCGGUUCAACGUGGCGGGGCUGAAGACGAUCGAGCUGGGGGCUGGCACGGCCCUGCCGUCUAUCAUGGCCGGGUUGCUGGGUGCGAAGAGGGUCGUGGUGACGGAUUACCCGGCGCCGGCGGUCCUGAAGACGCUCAGGGAGAAUGUGGCCGCGACGGUGCAGGCCCGGUUUGCUCCGGCGGGGAGGCUUGCCGUGGAGGAGGUGCUGGUCGAGGGCCAUGGCUGGGGCGAGCUGGCGAUGCCGUUUGCUCGAGGGAACCGGCAUGCGUUCGAUCGCGUGCUGGCAGCGGACUGUCUGUGGAUGCCGUGGCAGCAUGACAAUCUUCGGCGGUCGAUCGCGUGGUUCCUAGGGGAGGAUCAAGGGGCGAGGGCGUGGGUGGUCGCUGGGUUCCAUACGGGGCGGGCGAAGGUGCGCGGCUUCUUCGAGGAAGAGGCGUUGGCGGCGGUCGGGCUGGAGGUGGAGCAUCUCUGGGAACGGGACUGCGAUGGGAAAGAUCGGCAGUGGGUCUGGGACUCUGGCGUCGAGGAUGUAGGCUCGCGGAAGCGGUGGCAGGUCGUGGGUGUGCUGAGGAGGAUACGCCAGCGAGCAGGAACGGGAGCGGACUCAGGGGAGAGACCCUGA
Molecule: messenger RNA, 939 nt
Organism: Chaetomium strumarium
Lineage: Eukaryota; Fungi; Ascomycota; Sordariomycetes; Sordariales; Chaetomiaceae
Exons: 1
Coding region: 1-939 (312 amino acids)
Source: RefSeq, a predicted model, not a curated record